Molecule: messenger RNA, 1126 nt
Organism: Doryrhamphus excisus (bluestripe pipefish)
Lineage: Eukaryota; Metazoa; Chordata; Actinopteri; Syngnathiformes; Syngnathidae
Gene: prr13
Product: proline rich 13
Source: RefSeq, a predicted model, not a curated record
GGCGCGGCUUCCUGCGCAUGUUCUUUCCCUGCUGAAUGCGGAAGACAAACAUUGGAGCUCAGCUGACGCUUCCUGACCAACUUACCAACUCGAAAGUUGCCAAAAGGACUUUACAUAACGCCUGAGGUGUAAACAUGUGGCCAAAUCAAGGUCCACCCAACCCAGCCUUCCCUCCUGGCUACAACCCUGCAUAUCCUCCUGUCCCACCUGCGGGCGCCUUCCCUCAGCCCCCACGUACACAGUACACACCUGUCCAGUAUCCAGCUGGCCUCAACCCGACCAUGGUGCCAAACCCACCCCCUGGUGUGAUACCCUACGGAGCUCCAGGAGCCCAAUCAUACCCCAUUAACGCUGGGGGAUAUCCAGUUGCCCCUGGUGCAGGUGUUUACCCCAACGCUUACCCACGCUCUCCAAAAGGGCUCCACCACAAAGAUAACAAAGGGCAUCAUCACCACAAAGGCCUUUACCCUUCCGGUGGCAUUAAUCCCAUGGGCGGAGUCAUUGGCGGAGGCUUGGCUGGAAUGGGCUUGGGGUUGGUGGGACAUAAAGCCCACAAGAAGUUGAAGAAGGGGAAGAAGCUGAAGAAGGCGCAUAAGAUGUACAAGCACGGGCACCACAAACAUGGUGGCAAGUCCUCCUCCAGUAGCAGCAGCAGCAGCAGCAGUAGUAGCAGCGACUCCGACUGAGGCUAUAAUUAAGAGUAUAUACUGCAACGCCAACAUUUAUAUAAAGGGGCUGUCUGCUAAACCACCUUGUCAAUAUAUACUCUGAUAAGAUUUAUAGAAUGGUGCAGUUCAUUAUUAUUGUAUUGUUUGGGUUAUGUAUUGUAUAAUUCUAGAAAUGCCAAUAUUGGUGUAUGACCAUGAACACAUUAACAACCAUUGAGUUGUAUUAUUAUCAUUUAUUUUGAAAUAGUGUGUGCAUUGUGCUUAACUCCAAAUUGUGAUUCUUUUUUAAACAUUUACAAUAUGGUGAUUUGGUAUAAGAAAUGUCUAAUAUAUUUCAUGUUUGUACUGUUUUUACUUCUUGCAUUCCAUGUGUUGUGUUCAAUACUCCAUAUAACACUAGGAAAAGUCAAACCUGUAGUGCUAUAAUAUGUUCAUUAAAAAUAUAACCUAAAUUGCAA